Molecule: messenger RNA, 444 nt
Organism: Wickerhamiella sorbophila
Lineage: Eukaryota; Fungi; Ascomycota; Dipodascomycetes; Dipodascales; Trichomonascaceae
Exons: 1
Coding region: 1-444 (147 amino acids)
Source: RefSeq, a predicted model, not a curated record
AUGUCAACAAAAUCGUACUUUUGGACGUUGGCACAUCAAUUGAAAAGCCAUGAGUUUAAAACAGCGGGAGAGUAUACUCUAGCGCUCGAGAACUUGAAUAAUUAUCGUCCCCAGUUGACAGAAGAGGACCCCGAUCAGCCUAUGGAGCCCCAGCUGGCACACGAUUCAUGUGAAAUCCAAGACCGUAUUGAUGGGCUAUGGCACUACUGCGAACACCACGGAUUAUGCGAAAAGUACAAGGACCGCAUUGAGCGCUUACUGGCAGACAUCGAAUCAAGUGGGGUUCAGCUGCGAAACCUGCUAGAACUAGAGACUCGUAUGACAAUUGCGGAAAAAAACAACGAGCCGAGAUCGUACGGUGAGGCACAAAAGGUUAUUAUGCAACUAGAACAAGAACUAAAAGCCAAACGGCAUCAAAUGUCCCAGACUCAGCUCGCAAUUUGA